CGAAGAAGAGCCAGCUUGAGAUUUAACAAUUUGCAAAACACACGAGUGUUGAAUGAGUUCACCAAGGAUAUUGUAACGUUGAGUUAAACCACACAGUUUUCAAAGACAGGUCACUUCAACAACUCAGAGCACUUCAGUGACCAUGUCAGGAAUAAAGAGAAAAAUAGAGGGCAGUGAUCCAGACUAUGACAGCAUUUCGGAGGUCAAAAAAAAGAGAAACAAAACUGCAGAAAAUAAUGCUCGAGAAGCAACAAUACAGAAGAUUGAAGCCAUCAUUAGGGACCAGUUUUCUUUGGAAAUGAAGAACAAAGAGCAUGAGAUUGAUGUGAUCAGUCAGCGUCUAAAUGAAGCCAGGAGGAUGAUGGAUAAGCUACGGGCAUGCAUAGUAGCCAAUUAUUAUGCCAGUGCUGGAGUGAUGAGGCUUCCUGAGCAUGCCUCUAAAAGCGACCCCGCCGUAUUGAACCAUCCAGCCAUCAGACGGUUCCUCGAGUCCCCGUCUCGUUCCUCUUCACCACUCAACCAGGGCUCUGAGACGCAGUCUCUCGUCCACUCAGAGUCCGAGUCCCUCUCGCAGCAAGGAGAGGGAGCUGAGAGAAAUGGAGAUGGUGCAUGGAGAGAAGACAGCAGCAGGCAAGAGCGCAGGCCUGGACGCAACACUGGCAAAGACACAUUUGGUGUGCCAGUGUCCACAGGAGCAGAGCAGAGGGUCACCUACCUCACUACUGGAGACGAAGCUUCUAGACUUUACGUAAAGAAGACUAUUGUUGUGGGAAACGUGUCCAAGUACAUCCCCCCAGAUAAGCGGGAGGAGAAUGAUCAGUCUACCCACAAGUGGAUGGUGUACGUCAGAGGUUCCAGGAGAGAACCAAGCAUUGACCACUUCGUCAAGAAAGUCUGGUUCUUCUUGCAUCCCAGCUACAAGCCCAAUGAUCUAGUGGAAGUCAGUGAACCUCCCUUUCAUCUAACGCGUCGCGGCUGGGGGGAGUUUCCUGUGAGGAUCCAGAUCCACUUCAAAGAUCCUCGCAACAAACGAAUUGACAUCAUCCACCAGUUAAAGUUGGACAGAACGUACACGGGGCUACAAACGCUGGGGGCUGAAACUGUGGUUGACGUGGAGCUCCAUAGGGAUUCUCUCGGAGAAGACUACAUUCCUCAGCCCCCGUCCUCCAAGGUGACUCACAGGACAGCCAGUCCUGUCUCGGCCUCCUCCUUCGCCCAGACUCACGGACGCUCCAGUUCCCCGACCUCACAUGACCCCUGUCUGGCAAAAGGUUUCAUCAAGGCAGAGACAGGAAGGCCUUUGCUUGGUCCCAGUUCAGCCCUCACUACUGGUGAACGCACUCCAACACGACCAAAGGCUGGUGACAGGGUUACUCUGGGUUCCCAUGGCAACUCUGCCUUCCAGCCUAUCACAGCAAGCUGUAAAAUAGUCCCCCAAGGACAACCGCCCAGUCCUGCCGAAUCUCCUGGGAAGUCCUUCCAACCGAUCACCAUGAGCUGUAAGAUAGUUUCUGGGUCACCCAUUUCCACCCCAAGCCACUCUCCACUGCCCCGCACACCCACAACCUCCACCCCUGUCCACAGCAAGCACAGCUCUUCCUCUGCGCUCAACAACCCUUAUAUUAUCGUUGACAAACCGGGCCAGGUGAUUGGGAUGGCUUCCUCAUCUGCUGCCUCCACAGGAAGCCCCUCUGCCAAACAAGUUCAAGGUACCCGCUCUCCGGCACCUAAAGUUCACUCCGGCACCUUCCUCUCCUCAGGAGUGAAGGUUAUUAUCAAGCAGGAGCCUGGGGAAGUUUCAACACAACAGCAGCAGAUGGUUUCCACAGUAACCAGCCAGCAGCAGCCUGCUGUUACAGCAGCUCACCAGUUUGUUGCAGUGAAGGGAGGUCACAUGAUUUCCAUGUCGGCCCAGAAACAGGCUGGAGGUGCCACAGGGUCCACAAGUAGUAAGAUGUUGGGUAUUCCUGUUAGCUCAACACUUCAGUCGUCAGUCAAACAGGUUGCCAUCAGCAGUGGACAGAUUCUGGUUGCCAAAGGCAACCCUUCUGUCUCUAAGGUGAUGGGUGGGAAGCAGGUUUUGGCUCAGGGAGUCGCUAAAGCCAUCGUCAGUGGAGCCAGCAACAUCUCUGGUCAGCAUGCCGGUGCCAAGGCCACCGGUGGCUCAGGUGGCAAAAGUGGAGUGAUGGCUACUCUUCAGCUCCCAGCAAACAACCUGGCCAAUUUGGCCAAUUUGCCUCCAGGCACCAAGCUUUACCUGACCACCAACAGUAAGAACCCAUCGGGGAAGGGGAAGCUUCUCCUCAUCCCCCAGGGAGCUAUCCUCCGAGCGUCCGGUGCAGGUCAGCAGUCCCAGAGCAGCUCGUCUGCAGGCGCGGGGGGCUCUCAGAACUCCUCCUCCUCCUCUUCCAGCAGUCUGCCUUCCAAUCUCUCCUACACGUCCUACAUCCUUAAACAGACCCCACAGGGUACAUUUUUGGUCGGCCAGCCAGGACAGGGAUCAGGGAAGCAGGGGGGGUCCAGUUCCGGAGGUCAUUCAACAUCAUCUCCAGCAGCUUCUACCCAGCAGGCUAUCCGCGUCACAGCUGGACAGAAGGCAGCCAUUUUGGCUCAGGUGGUGGGCAGCUCACAAGGUGCUCAGUUGAAGCUGUCUGAUGGCUCUGUGAAGACGGUAACGGCAGCAGGAGCAGGCCACAUGUCCAAGCCCGGUACCACGACACUUAGGAUGACAGGUGGAGUCAUCACUGCUGCUAGCUGCACUCCCGCCAGCUCUGCAGCCACAGCCACUCCACAACAGGCUGCUGAUGGUGGGAAGUCUGCCUCUCAACACCACUCACUUCUGGUGGCAGCCAACCAAGCAGCGGUCAUCAGUGCAGCCAAGAGCGCCAGCGCCGCCGCCGGCAGUGGCAGCCUCCCCAAGACGGCUCCUUUAACCUCUUUGGUCAAAGGAACUGGCAGCUCUGCGGCAAUGACGAAGGGUGCCGUGGGUUCGGGUGGGGCCGUCAUGACAGUUGGAAAGGGGAUCACCAAUGUUCCCGUCCUCGGCAUGUCCAAAGGAGCGGGAGUAGGGACUGUUGUGGGUGCACCCAAAAGUAGCAGCGCAUCAUUAGUCUCAGCAGCAUCAUUAGUCAGCGGGGUGGCAGCUGGAGGAGGAAAGACCACUGCUACACUAUCAGGAAUGCUGAAGAUCCACUCUGGAGGUUCCAGCUCCCAGCAGACCGUCUUAACUAUUCCUGCCAACCAGCUCAAGCAGCUGGGGGUUGGUGCUGGCUCUGGUGGACUGCAGACCUUAUUUAUGCCUGUUGGGAAAGCGGUGUCUAAAGGCCCAGUACCCACUACUCCAUCCUCUUCCUCUUCCUCCUCUUCCACAAACCCUGGAGCAGCUGGAGCUGGAGCCUCCCCAGGUCCUGCCAGCCAGGCCUCCCCCUCCCUUGCCCUGCCUUUGGCACAAGUCAAGACGGAACCAGGCGCUGCUACAGCUGUCACAUCUGGUCCAUCCCCCCCGGUGACUGCUCCUGCUCCCACCUCUGUCCACGUCACCUCUGCAGCUACCACCGUCAAGCAGGAACAAGGAGCCGAUCACUCUGCGCACGACCUCAUCAACACUGAACACAUAGAAACCAUGAUGCAGCUGCUGACAGCUGUUGUGAAGAAGUUCCCUCUAAUUGUGCCAGAUAAGACUGAAGACUCCCAUCCAUUUUGUGCCUCUUCAGUUGAGCAGUAUUAUUCUUGGAAUAUCGGAAAGCGCAGAGCAUCAGAGCUUCAGCGAGCGGUGGCGGUGAAGCGGGUUGUCCAGGACGUGCUGGACCGCUCUCCCCGCCUGCAGGCCCUCACACCCCCAAAGACCAGAGAGGUUGUUCAGUGGUGCCGGCAGAGGGGCUACACGCCGCCAGACCCCGAGCCACAACACAAGAACGACGACGAGUCUAUUGAAGACAUUCUCACGCAGAUAGACAAUGAACCUGAGUGUCCGUCAACCUUGAGCAGCUGCGAGGAGCUGGCGCAGCGGCUGGAGCAGAUGCAAGCUCUGCUGAAGACCGAACCUGAGGAGACGGAUGAUAAAGUAGUCGAUGUCAUCACUGUAACUCCUCCCCGCCAGAAGCUAAAGGUUAAGGAGGAGGAGCAAGAAACUGACGUGGAGCCCAGAUUCUUCCUCGGCCCAUGCGUGUCCUCCCAGUUUGUCGGCGAAGCAGCUCAGCAGAUCGGGGUUAUGUUUCAGCCGGUGGAAGUGGAGAAAAAUCUGUUUGCUCCGGUAGUCGAAACCAUGAUUCUGAAGGCUACACAACAGUUUGCCAGUGACAUCCUGCGAGAAGCUCUGGCUGGGGCGUCUGCCAAAUCCCCUCCAAACAGGGUGCCGAGAGACAUCACAGUCAUGAAUAUCCACCAAGCAGUCAGUAGCAUCCCCACCUGUGACUUCCUCACCAACGCACACAUGGGUUAUCUGAAAAAGGACAACUGAGGUGAAAUGAGCCUUGACAUUGACCUGUAACUGACACAUUUGGAGUGAAGGGGGCUGUCUGAACUGCUGGCUGUGACAAAAGAGACUCCUCUGUUGGAAGUGACAGCUCUACUGUGUUAAUAUUGGCACCUAGACGUAGUCCCAUUGCCUCAGGUCUCGCAUUAAUAACUAAUGUACUGUAUUCAUUAACUUGAUCACAGAAGAGGCUCAGCUCGGUUUUUAGAGCAGCUGCAGAGAAGCAGAAUAAUAAUAACCGGGUUUAAUAUCGUAGGUAUGUUGUCACAGUUUGCUCCUAAUGUUUCUAGAAAUGCUGCAUCAUGGGGCUUGCGUUAUUUGAUUUAGAGCGGCUCUUCUGCUCUUUCAUACCUCAUAACUAAAUUAUUUUAAUGAUGAAGCGUUUCCUGCCAGACUGCUGCUCAUAGGAGAAAUGAAGUCGGAGUAACUCAUAGGACUAAAUAACAACAUCAGACAGUUGUCCUGUCCUUCAUACGUCUUACUGUCAAGUCUCUUCAAUUCUGGUUCACUUUCUCUCUUCUCCAGCAGAGAGGAGCCUCUAAUUUACAGCUAUUUGGAAACACAGAUGAUGAUCUGAGCACUCUUUUGGUUGCUGCUUUGAGCGAAAGAGCCAUUGCCAUGGCGACCGGUAAUCAUUAGCAACAUCCUUUGAUAUGUUUCAGAGUUUUCCAACUGAGGUAUUUAAGAAUCCUGCACUACAAAGUAAUUUUACGUUUUAAAGUGCAGAGAAUAAUGUCAUUGAAAUCUUCAUAAAAUGAGCGGAAAAAUCUUGUCUGACCAAAUAAAUAGCACUGGUCAUAGUGAACUCUGAGUCAUUGUGUGUUCAAGGCACCAUCUCUUAAUAUUUGACUGUUCAUCAAGAGUUUUCUGACCUGAAAGCGGUCUUAAGUAUCAUUUUUAGAGCCAUAAUCAUAUCUUUCAUGUCAUGCUUAGUGCACACCAAUCAGCCACAACAUUAAAUCUUCUAACUGAUUAUUGGCAUUAACCAUCAUGUUUGAAAAUGUCUGGUCCUGGAAAUCAUGUUACACAUUGCUGCAGAUGGGGGAGCUCCACAAGCAGCCCAAAGCAAUGACUCUAUUGCCCAACUCCCCAAAGCCCAAUCCAAUCACUCUGAAACACGGCAGGUACACGAGGUCGUCAGCCAGGAGCCCACGGCACCAAAGGGUUUCACCGUCAUCAGACGGUACAGGACACUCGGGGGUCCCGCACUCAUGCAACACUUGGUCCAAACCUUCUCAGCUGCAUGACAAAGACCUAUGAAGUUUAAUGCUGGUCAGGUGGUUUUCAUGUUGCUGCAAAUUGGUGUGUAUAACCGAUAUGUGAACUAUAGUGUUUUCAAAAGCAUUUUAUGUUAAUCUAAUAUGAACACCGUCAAACAGUAAAACCUUAACAGUAGUGAGUGUGUUUAUAUUUGUGUGAAUACUGGAUGUUGUGCACGCUAAAGAGAGUGAAGUUCAUUUCGAAUGCCUGUUAUGUGUUUUGAUACAAAUAAGAUUGUCAGUUUAAUGUGAAGCUUUACAUCAUGUUCAUGUGUGGAUGUUUGGACGAGUGCUUUUAAUGCCUGUACAACCAAACCAAAUUAGUGUACAAGAUACCUAGACACUGUAUUGUCAUUUUUCAGUGCAAACCAAAAGAUAUGAUCAAUAUUCUUAUAUUAAAAAUAUUUCUA
Messenger RNA from Cololabis saira (Pacific saury), 6143 nucleotides. RefSeq names its product YEATS domain containing 2 (gene yeats2). Gene Ontology annotation, molecular function: histone binding. Gene Ontology annotation, cellular component: NuA4 histone acetyltransferase complex. Gene Ontology annotation, biological process: regulation of transcription by RNA polymerase II; chromatin remodeling. The coding region runs from base 143 to 4459 and encodes 1438 amino acids. The transcript is spliced from 30 exons. The record is from RefSeq and is a predicted model, not a curated record. Lineage: Eukaryota; Metazoa; Chordata; Actinopteri; Beloniformes; Belonidae.